UAAAAAAAAACCAGUUGACGCUGUUUACCGCUUGGGGGCGUCGUGUUCGUUAAAAAAAUGUUAGUAGGAAUCUGUCGAAAAUGAAGAAUUCAGUUUUGCUAAUAGUUAGAACUUUAGUUAUGCUGUAGGCAAAUAUUUUAUCAUGGUGUUUUAUUAGCUAGGUAGUGAAAUAUAUAAUUUCGAAGGGGCAGGCGGUGAUUCCGGUGCGUAAAGUCAUAAGACUUGUGUCAUCUGACUGCACUUCCUUUAAGAUGGCUCCUCCGCCGGAGUAUGAUAAGGAACCAAAAGCCCCGGAUAAAAGUGCGACUAAUAUUCCCAGUGAAGAUUCAAAAGCAUUGUACAAUCUAGUUAAUGAACAUCAAACCAAUUCGGACUCUAAAUCUACGAAUACAUCUGCCAACGCCGAAGUGGAGAACAACAAACACGUGGAGACAUUAGACGACGGGCAGUUGCGCGCGCUGCUGGAUGAGGCCAUCACCUACAAGUGCCCCAAGGACCGCGAGGGCAAAAGCAGUCUGUUCAAGGAGCUCCUCGAGGAAGUGGAGCAGGACGAACAGGACGAACAGGCGUGCGAGGCGGCGGCGCGGCUCGGCGGCGGGCGCGCGCGGCGCGGCGGCGGGCGCGGGCGGCGCGCGCUGCCGCACUCCAACUCGCUGCAGGACCUCGUGGCCGCGCUGGCGGCCGAGCCGGCCCCGCGCCGCGCCCGCCACAGCCACCACCCGCCCGCCUCCGUGUCCGCGCGCGCCAUACACGGCGGCAGCCUGCCCUCCGGCGUCGACACCUCGUUUCUUCUAAGCGAAGAGCCGAUGCGCGGCGCGGUGGCGAGCACGGUGGGCGGCGCGGAGUACGUGGCGACGGUGCGCUGCGUCAACCCCAGCCCGCUGGCCGAGCGGCGCGUGUCCGCCAGCGACGCGCACUGCCCCGACACCGACGCGCUCAACAGGCGGAGCAAGCCGGUGUUCCCGAUGUACACGGCGCGCGCGACGCUGGAGAUCGGCAGCGGCAGCGUGUGCUCGGGCCGCGCGGUCACCACCACCACCGCCUCCAACCAGGUGCGUACCCCCCCUCCCCACACACCAGGUAACACCCCCCGACCGCGCGGCCCGGAGCCGGCCCGCCGUGUCACGCCACUCACGGCUAGAGGGAGGAGCGCCCGCCCCCCGGACCCCGCCGGAGACAGAGAUAGAAGCUUCUGGCACAAUGCGUGUGUCGACAAAUGGUAUCGAGGUCUCGAGGCUUACAAUGCACCGCUGGAUCGCCUGAGCGGCGCUAUGCUCAACAGCAAAGACUUCUAUAAAAACGAACAAAUCGACGAUUACUAUCAAAACUCGCCACAUCGAAGUCCUGUCAAAUUGCCUAAAAAUUCUAUCGUCACGUCGCGCCUUACUUUAGUAUCUAAAGAUAAAUACAUUCCGAUAGCUAGUGAAAACCCUUAUGAAACAAAAAAAUAUUCGGAUAUAUAUCAUGACAUACCUAAAAUGUUAGAUGUAAAAGAUGUUGAGGAAGCUAUGGCUAGAGAAGCAUAUCGCGAGCGUGUGGGAAAAGACUUAGUCGCGCCGUCUUUAGUAUCUUGUAAUCCUAAGAAUGUUAGGAGUAUGUCGAUAGGCCCAUCUUUGCACGUUAAUAUCGAUAAAAGUUAUCAAAACCCAGGCACUAGUGACGCCCGCGAUAAAAAUAAAGAUAAAUCUAAUCGUAAUACGCGUAAUAGAAAUGAACGCUAUGCGAAUGUCAAUGCCGUCACUGAUAAACCUGCACCGGCCAAGCCCGAUAGUAGUAAACCUGAUAAACGAAGUAAAAUGAAUCAUAGUGGAACUAGUAGUGCAGGGAAAACUAGGUCAUCUUCGCCUCGGACACUAAAAUCCGAAGUUAAUCGUAACUCAUCAGAACGAAAUAAUAUUGAGGAUAAAAGUAACAAGGAAAAUGACCAGGAAAAGCCUCAGAUGGAAAAAACACAACUAGAACAAGAUACAGACCUUGUUAUUAUGAAAGAUAAUUUUCAAAAUAAUAUUGAAGUAACUAAGAUAGAAAAGUCUGAAGAGAAAGAAAACCUUAUAAUAGAAAACGCUGAAGUGAAAGAACACCCUACAAUAGAGGACAAUAAAGACAUUAAAGACGUUGAAUUGGGAACAAAACAGAUAACUCAAAAGAGCUUCUUUGAUUUUGUUGAAAUGGUGGCUGAUGAAGAAAAUCAGCGCAACGCUAACGAAGACAACAAUAGUUUCGUUGAAAUGAUUAUGACAAAAGACGAAUCUCGAACUGACGCAGAUAAUACUAAACCUGAAGUCGAACACACAAAUGUUGAAAUGGUUCCAAUGCAAAGUUCUCCUGAAACUGAAAACUCAAAUGAAUUUUCACUAUUCAUGGCGAAUCAACAGCGAUUACUUCGAGCUAUAGAAUCAAACAACUCCCAUUAUGAGCAUAACAACGAGACUUCCAUUCUCGAAACAGAAACUUCUAACAAUACUGAACAACCAGAAGACCAAGACAUGCCAAAAGUUGAAACACCAAUCAUAAAUCCAUUUAUACUAACAGUUGAAAGAGCGCUUAAUCCAGUCUCUGAAAUGGACUGCUUUGAUGACAAGGACUCUGAAACUAGCGGCACAGAAAUGGUGGACAUGAGGCGGGCCAGAACAUCCGAGUACGCGCAGGACCUGCCGGUCAACGCUUCCUAUUUCCUAACGCUUUACAAACGCUUACUCACAUCCCCCAGUAACAUAGAUAACACCGUAGACAUUAAACCCAGCGAGGCCAAGCCGCCGCUCGUCGCCCUAGACUCCACGGCCAAGCUGCCAAAGAAGAAAAAAGACAAAAUAACCGCCCGCCUCGCCAGAAAGCCGCACAACGAGAACUCGAACAGGAAGAAAGACAUCAUUAGAAACGCGCUUAAAAAGCUUUUUUUCGAUAACAUAACGCAAAGCGAUAGUACAAAGCUGCCCAGCAAAGCUACCACAAAAGAGGUCGAUUCCGCUAUACCGUUUAGUUGCAUCACCAGCCCGGAGGUGGUGGCGAGCUGCACGACCACGGCGUCGGCGCAGGCGGCGGUGCCCGUCGACCCAAAGGUGACUCAUCCCGCGUACCUUCACACACAUUUACCACACUAUUUGCGAACAUUCCGUGUUUCUUUCCAUAUAUUUCUUCCCGUCAUCAUAGCUUUGUACAGUUUGUACCAUGGAGCAGCUUUUUUAUCAACUAAUAUUCGGAAAAAACUUGAUAGAAAAUUGUAUUUCUACACCAUUCCGCUGCAGCUCCGCUCGAGCUACCGCGCCGUGGCGAGCGUGACGGGCGCCUGCGAGCUGCGGCCCGCGCCCCGCGCCGCCCCCCGACACCAGCCGGCGCGCAGCAUGACGGCGUCCACGUUCAACGGCGUACCGCUGCCGCGCGCCGGGCCGCACUUCACCACCGCCGCCGCCGAGCUCGAGUUUAAACAGAAAUCUUUGGACGAGAACGGCAACUCAGUACAGGGAUUCAGCUCGCCCCAAUCGGGCUCUAGUCAACAGAAGAAGCAGCGGAGAAAAAAGUCUUCUAAAAACGAGACCGUCAUCAAGUCGCACCACAUCGACGGCUACCAGGGCAACAAGGACUUGAACGAGGUGCUCCGGUUUAUAGAGUCCAACGAGCCGGAGCGCCCCAAACGACACGACGACAAGAAGAAAAGGUCCGCCGAGAGGCGCAAAGAUAAACAACCCCGAGCGUCGAGCCUCGACGACCUGUCCCGCGCCGCGCCGCCGCCCGCGCGCCCCGCGCGCCCCGCGCAGCCCGCGCCCAAGCCGGAGCGCCGCUCCUGGGGCGACGAGCGCCAGCCCUUCUACUUCCGCGACCCCAACCCCGAGCCCGACCCGGAGCUGACGGACUUCCAGACGGUCACCAAGAAGCGCAAGCCGCGCCGCCGCGCCGACGAGCCCUCGCCGCGCCCGCCGCGCCGCGCGCCCUCGCCGCGCUCGCCGCCCUCGCCGCGCGCGCGCUCGGACCGCUCCAACGACUCCAACGACGACCUGGACUCCGUGCACUCGCUGCCGGCGCUGCCGUGCCGGCCCGCGCCGCCGGCCAGCUACGCGGACAUCGCGCGCACCAAGCACAACAUCCCCGACCUCAUCGAGAGCUGCAACUACUACGGCGAGGGCGCGCCCGACCAGCCCGCGCUGCCCGAGCCCGCGCCGGCGCCGGGGGACGCCGAUGGCUAUCCGGCGCUGGACCCGCGGCCGCGGCGCAGCAAGCCGCCCCCGGGGGUGCGGCCGCGCAAGGAGGAGCGGCGCGAGGAGCCGGCGCCGGACGUGGUGGCGUCGCGGCCGCCCGUCAUCCUGCUGGACUCGGCGGCGCGGCCGCGCGACAUGGACGGCGUCACCUUCGGCUUCGACAUCGACGAGCGCCUGCUGGGCGCGCGCCGCUGCGACCUGCUCGCCUGCGAGCCCGUGCCCGUGCGAGCUGGCAACGCCGCGCUGCGCUACGUGCAGCCCGCGCCGCCCGCCGAGCUCACGCAUCUGCACCAGAUCGUCGACUACGUGGGGACAGCAUGGGAGGACGUGGUGCGGUGCAGUAGCGGCAAGGUCCGCUACUUCAGCGAGUGAGCGGCCGCGAGCGCCGAUAGCCGUCGUUAGUCAGAACAGAACUACUGGAACAGUCCCUAGAGGACGCGUGGGCAGUGCAGUGUAGUGCAGUGACAGUGUAGUGCGGGUUGCAAACCCCGGCCGCACAGCGGCCCAGUCCAACUUCGAGCGUAUAUUAAGUGUUUUCGCUGUGAUUUUAAAGUGACUCUAUUUUCGCUUGUAAAUAAGAUGUCCACGAUCUAUUCUGAGCAUUUAUUGCAUUAAAUUAGCACUCGAAAUGUGCCGGCGAUAGCGGAAUCGUUUGUUCGGGAGUUCGGGACCCCUUAGAUAGACUUGUUGAACUUCUGGGAAUGAUUGGCGGAGAGGGUCUCGGGACCAGGGGUGUUUCGUUUCAGUUGAGCGUUUGUUUCUGUUAUGUUUAUUAUUGUGCUUGAUUUUUGUUAUGUAAUCACAAAUAUUUGGUAGACUUUCUCUAACUAGCCACUGUAGAACUCACGACAGUCUGAUUUGUUAUGUAUUUUUAAGUUUCACCAUUUUAAAUUGUAAAUAAAAUAAAGAUCUUAUAAGGUGUAUCUAGCCAUAUAAAUUUAAAUGGAUCUUAUGUGAAAAAAAUAUAACAAUCUUAACCGAUAUAUAUAUAUUUAUAAAUGGAAGCUAACCUUAUUAUUGUGUUUGAAGGUUUGACCAAGCCGUGUAUUAAUCUAAUGAUACAUAUUGUACAUAGAGCCGAUGUUUGUUUGACGCAUGUCCGCACACUCGCCGCAUUUACGUUAACAGUGACGAUUGGAGUAGCUUUCUGUGGCGGCGAGCGAGUGUUAGCUUCGUCCUGCCGUGUCGGCGCCCGAGUGUCCGCCGUACUAGCCAUGCGCGUUAAAGUGCGUCCACAUCUGGCGAACGCGCCAGCUUAGUACUAUGCCCUGCGAUUCGCGAAUAGGGUUGCCAUGCGUCAGGAUUCUAACGUGUCAGGAUUUUUGAAUCUUUGUCAGGAUUGCGGGGGGACUUGGCGAGUGUCAGGGUUUUUACUGUUUUUAGCCACUAUAACUAACCACUAGCUAGCUGCUAAAGAUUUGGGCAGAGUAAACCGAAGGUUAUGAUGUAGCUAUUGUAGCUACAGCAUAUGGUGGCCAGUUAUGGGCCUAGUGGCCCACAAAAGGUUUUGGAAUAAGGAAUUAAUUUUGGGUGAUAUUUUUCAUAUGGCAACCUUAUUCGUUUACGGCGCUGUCGCCGGGUCUGUGCGCACCCGUAGAUGAUAAUCGUUUUAUGUUUGUUCCUAUAGGUCAUAACUGUCGCAGGGUUAUUGCUACGAGCCCUAGUCUAGUCUGACGGUGUUUGAUAUUCACCGACAUUCCGAUAUGGUUGUAUCGUGAUAUGGCGAGGCAUAUCAGAUGAGAACUAUCAUAGUAUGUAUAACCAGGGGGAGUGAGGUUUGAUUGUUAUCUAGUUGGUCAUCACCCAUCUCUUUCCACAAGAAUACUAGGUAACUGCUUUAAAAGCUCCGCGAUUAAAUUUCUGCGUACUUUGACCCAACUUUGAUUUGAAUAGAGUCAACGAAACCGACUGAUAUUAUUUAUACUAAGCUUGGCUGUGCUUAUAAAAUAUCGGAUAUCGCUGCAGAACAGGAAAUGUUACAUAAAUGUAUAAUGUAAAAAUAAAUACAAAUUUUAGGGACGUUCUGCUGUACAAUAAUUUAUAACGCAUGAUAAGAUUGAGCUUAAUACUUCAUAACGUGUAAGGCAAUGAUUAAAAUUAUUAAGAUUCAUAAAAUGGGGAAUGAUUUAUAGGUACAGUGUUUUGUUUUACUCUUGUGUAUUGUUGUGUACUUGUCACUCGUUGAGAUUUUCAAUAUGAAUACAAUGUGGGUAACACAGUUAAAUAGCCCUGCGACUCACUACGUUAAGACAUGCAAGAUAUGCAUUACGAUGUAACAUUUACCAAUAUCCCUUAGUAAAACGUUGUUUGUAGCGUUUUCAGGUAAAAGGUGGUUUGUCUUAGAUUGUCAAAAGGGCUCUACUAGUAUGAAAAUGCAGUUAGGAAACACAAGGGUACCUUUUGCCUGUGAACGUUACGUACGUAUGCCGUGAGACCGCAUUGCAGAAGCAUUACUAGUACUUCACUUCAUGAGUAGGAUAUAUAUGUAAUAUUCAGAUGUGUAGUCCUAUUAAAUGUAAACACGAACGGCCACUACCAUACUGUAAAGUGUAAAUACGUGGCGGGGUCUGUUGUUUUAAUGAGGUAUAAGUUUUCUGGAAGCACUUUGUUGAGAUUUAAAUAUGUACUGAAAGGACGCUCAUAUCAAAGGUAUAGAAAUAUUAUUUAUUAUUUCUUUCCCUUGUAAAAUAUGUAAAUAGAUGUGCAGAAAAAUAUUGGAUUUAUGUUUAGUGCAUAUUAGAUAUUGUAGGUGAAAGAUCUCUGGGUUCGGAUGUUGUGACAAUAUUAAAGGCGAGCGACCAGUUUGUUAAUGCAUAUCGGAAUUGCUCAAGUUCACACAAAAUGAUAGCCGGAUUUGAUUAAAUGUCAAAUCAGUGUAAUAAAUAUUGAGGACUUGAAUAAUUUUAAUGUGCAUCGACGUAAGUAGUUGUAUAGUAACGCCCGGGGCCACUGAUGGCUGUAUCGAACCAAACGAGCGUUUCGUACCACAGUGUGAUGGCUCAUUAUUGUAUAGGUAUAGUCAAUGCUUAUAAUAUUAUUCUGUGUGGAAGCGUUCGCAGCGAGUUCGGAAAAUGAACGAUAUCAAAUAGUCUGGUUACUUAGAAGGAGGAUUGAGUCCAAAAAGAUAUUACGUGGCAACACUGAUUUAUUGUGUAAGCAAUAUGUUGCCACGUAAUCUUUUUGGUAUUUAAAUGUUAGUAGCAGGGCAUCGCGCGCGCAGUGCGUGUAGAUACUAUUGCCUGUUUGAUACAGAAGAGUAAAUGCGUACUUGCACUCUACUUUCUUUAAACUUAUAAAGCUUAUUGUUCUAUGCGAAACGCCUCGAGAUCUUAAUACGUUUACUUACUGCUGUGUAAAGGAAGAAUGGAUGAGCUAAAUUAAAAUUAUAUCGGAGCUGAAAAUAAAUGUAAUUAUUUUUUUUAGGAAUUGGAGUGAUAAUUACUUAGGAAAGAAAGCUAUUUGGCAAUGUGUAAAUGUAUAAAUUAAUGUUGCUAUGUAAGUCUACGAGUGUCUCCUUGCCUGAGUCUUAGUUUUCCCAAAGACGAUUUCAUAUUUUGGUUUAAAAAUAUACCAUUGGAUAUUAUAUCUGUGGCCAUAACUUUGUUUGUAACUUCCCUGUAUUCAGGCAAAGAGACAAUUGAUCUGUAACAUAAUAUCUAUCAAUAUGAGGAAUUAUUUAUCUGCUUUUUACAUCUAACUCUUAAUUCUGCGUUUUUUCUCUGCUCAUGUUCGUUUGCCAAAGGAACUAGGCUGGUUUGCAAGACGAAUCCUAUUUCUUUUUCAAGGUUUUAAAAUUGUGUUAUUGUUUGUAAUAACUCUAAUGAUAAGUAUGUUUAUUUAUUGCAGUUUUCAAUUCGCAUAGGGCUAUACAGCCACGAACGCAAGUGUCGUUACCGGGAUGCUGCUUAAAACAUCUGACACAGAUGAAAAGGCCAAUUAGCUGUUUCAUAAUUUGAUAUUCUGUGCUUUGACCUGAGAAACACUAGUAGGUAACUUUUAGUUGUAAGAGGAAGGCGCCUCUGCUCUUCGCUAUUUUAACCAUAAUGUGUGUUACAACCCUGUAACAGUUAAUUUUAGAACUAUUAAACAUUCAGGAGGAACAAUUCACUCGCUCCUAUUGUUACACAUGUCAAGGAAUAACAUUGGUGGUUUUUUAUCAUGGUCUAGUAAGGCGUUGUGAUGCUAAUUUAAAUAAUUUGUAACCCAUAUAUAACCUAUAUUAAUAAAAAACAACCCUUUUCGACGACAGUUAUAACACGUAGUAAUCUUUAGUGAGAUUUGUCGAUUGUUAUUAAAUAAUGUAAAAACAAAAUUUAAGACAAUAUUUUCUUUGUAGUAUUUUCGCGACAUAUUUAAACAUGAGCAGGGCAAAACUGGAGAUAGUUUAACUGUAAAAGAUUUGUUUAUAUAAACGGUAUUGUAACCAGCUGCAAUUUACAGUUAUGUACUUUUUCACUGUUUCCGUUUUCUUAAUAAAAAUGUUGAAAAUAU
This is a messenger RNA of Cydia fagiglandana, 8684 nucleotides long. RefSeq lists its product as uncharacterized. The coding region runs from base 252 to 4565 and encodes 1437 amino acids. The record is from RefSeq and is a predicted model, not a curated record. The transcript is spliced from 12 exons. NCBI's taxonomy places the organism in Eukaryota, Metazoa, Arthropoda, Insecta, Lepidoptera, Tortricidae.